This is a messenger RNA of Rubroshorea leprosula, 886 nucleotides long. Lineage: Eukaryota; Viridiplantae; Streptophyta; Magnoliopsida; Malvales; Dipterocarpaceae. The record is from the annotation of a GenBank genome assembly.
AAAAAUAAAAAAAAAUAAAAAAAAGGCAGGAAUGAGGCUUAGCUGAAGGAAAUUAUUGCUUUCUGCAGCUGAAUAAAGCAAAUAUAGCAAGCAACAGAGAUCAUCUGAGGGGAAAAUGCAGAUCAUGAAGCUAUUGAGGAAUGAGGAUUACUGUAAACACAUGCAGGAAUUCCAUGAACGUGUUCCCAACAACAUACUUCAAUGAUGGAAAUGGUCGGAUCUAUCAGUUUGGAGAUUAAGCAGCCAGCCGCCACCAUUCCCAACCAUCUGCCUGUAUUUCUACCAAUAAGAGAUAACAUCGAUCUCAGCAACACAGAGUCUCCAUGUUUUCCAAUUUCAGGUCUCGUGUUCUUACAUAAAGAUAGGAAGGGGAGGAAAAUCUGAUGUUUUGCCGGUAUAACUUAGCACCUUAGAGAAGAAGGACGGGGGAAAAAACUAGAGGGGAGCAUGAGAAGAUCAAGAGAUGGAAGAAACAAGCAAGGAACGAAAAGAGAAGCAAUCAAAGAAGGACAGAGACAAGUUAGGGAAAAUUUGAAGCCAUUGAACAUGAACUUCUUUCAGAAUUAUUCUCAAAUUUGAAGCCAUUAAGCAUGCAUGUCAAUAUAUAUGCAAUUUGAGGAUAAUUCUGAAAGAAGUUCAUGUUCAAUGGCUUCAAUUUUUCCCUAACUUGUCUCUAUCCUUCUUUAAUUGCUUCUCUUUUCGUUCCUUACUUGUUUCUUCUAUCUCUUGAUCUUCUUAUGCUCCCCUCUAAUUUUUUCCCUUGUUCUUGUUCUCUACGGUGCAAAGUUAUAAGGUCCCAUGGGAGAUGGAAAGAACAUUAGACAAAUUUUUCUUCUUAUUUUCAUGUAAAAACCAACAUAAAUAUCAAUAAAGUUUGCUUUUUUGA